UGUUAAGAAAGAAAGGGAGAAAAUUGCGUGAUGGUUAGAUUUUAUUGUUAUUAUUUCUAGAAAUAAUUUUUGUGUAUUUUUAAUUCGGUACAUAUUGUUAAUUAAUCUGAGAUAAGAAGAAUAAUGAAUUAACUGUCUGUGUAUAUGUUUUGAUGCGAAAAUGGCAGGAUAUUUAAGUAGAUCGGUGUCACUGAGUCCAAUCGAACCUAACCCGCCGAGUCAACCAGGACAGACCCAGAACAAGCAAAAUUCGAAUUCGGAACAGAGACGAAUGCAAGAAGUUGUUAUUUCUCCACUGAAAAUAUUCGUCCUAGCGAAGAAGAAGAUAAACGAUGUCUUUGUAGGAAUCCGCGAUUACGUUGACGAAAGUUACGAUUUUCUGGUGGAAUUGGGACCGCAUGGUUCCGUUGUUUCGUCUCAACACAUUCAAGAUGUGGCACAGUUUAAAGAAAAAGUCAGCGGAAUUAGAGAAGUAUUGGCCAGGGAUCACAUGAAGGUGGCGUUCUUUGGAAGAACGAGUAACGGAAAGAGCUCCGUUAUCAAUGCCAUGCUUCAGGAUAAGAUCCUUCCCAGCGGUCUCGGCCACACCACCAAUUGCUUCCUGCAGGUCGAGGGUUCGGAUACUUCCGAGGCUUAUCUGAUGACCGAAGAUUCCGUGGAGAAAAAGAACGUGCAGUCGGUGGCUCAACUCGCUCAUGCUCUCAAUUCGGAAAAUUUGGGAGAAAGCACUUUGGUUAGAAUAUUUUGGCCGAAAGAUAGGUGUCCUCUCUUGAGAGAUGACGUAGUUUUAGUUGAUAGUCCGGGCAUAGACGUUUCGCCCAAUUUAGACGAAUGGAUUGAUAAACAUUGCCUCGAUGCGGAUGUAUUCGUAUUGGUUGCAAAUGCAGAAUCGACGCUGAUGCUCACAGAAAAGAAUUUCUUUCAUAAAGUAAGCGAACGACUUUCGAAGCCUAAUAUUUUCAUCCUAAAUAAUCGUUGGGAUGCAUCUGCUUCCGAGCCCGAAUUUCUGGAUAAAGUAAGAAAGCAACAUAUGGAUCGUAAUGUUAGCUUUCUUGUUGAUGAAUUAAAGGUUGUCAGUCGGCAGCAGGCAGAGGAUCGCGUCUUCUUUGUGUCGGCAAAGGAGGUGCUCCAAGCAAGAUUACAACAACAAAAAGGUCUUCCUCCUCAUAAAGGUGCCUCGAUGAUAGAAGGUUUUCAGAAUCGUUUCUUUGAAUUUCAAGAUUUUGAAAGAAAAUUUGAAGAAUGUCUUUCUAAAGCUGCUGUUAAAACUAAAUUUGAACAGCAUACCCAACAAGGGAAGGCUAUAACAAACAAUCUUUGGGCCAUUAUGGAUAGUGUUUAUGAAGGUGCCAAUGAUCUGAAAAAACAACGAUUGAUGCAGAGAAAAGAAUUAUGGGAUAAGCUUGAUUUUACAGAGCAACAGCUGAAUUUAUUGACAGAUGAAAUAAAACACCAGAUUGGACAGUUAGUUGAAUUAGUAGAACAGAAAGUAGCUAGUGCAUUGAGUGAAGAAAUACAAAAACUUGCUGUGCUUGUCAAUGAGUUUGAAAGACCUUUUCAUCCUGAUAGUUUAGUUACUAGCGUGUAUAAAAAAGAAAUGAAUGCUCAUAUCGAAAGUGGUUUGGGAAGUAAUAUGAGAGGAAGGCUGUCUUCAACCUUAGCUAGUCUGGUUGAAAGCUCUCAGGGAAAGAUGAUUGAGCGAAUCUCUACUCUCUUACCCCAGGAACAUCGUCAACAAAUGAUGAACGUGUUACCACGUCACAAUUUUGAAGUCUUGUAUCGCCUUAAUUGUGAAAGCUUAUGCUCUGAUUUUCAGGAAGAUUUAGAAUUUCGUUUUUCUCUUGGAUUAACAAAUAUGAUGAGACGUUUCUUGGGUAUUCAACAAACAAAAGCAACAUUGAAUCAGUUUAGAAAUAUUUCAAGACCAAUUCCUACCACUCCACAGACUCCCAGUAAUGAAAUAAAACCACUGCCACAAGUCAAUCCUGAUUAUUUAGCAUUAGUUCAAAAGAUUGCCUUAGUUUCACCUUCUUCCCAAACAGCUGUUGGUGCAUUAGCCAUCGGUGGUCUCUUAGUCAGAACUGUGGGUUGGAGAGUGAUAGCCGUGAGCUUUGGAGUUUAUGGUUUAUUGUAUCUUUAUGAACGACUUACGUGGACAAAUAAAGCAAAGGAGAGAGCAUUUAAGAAGCAGUACGUCAAUCAUGCAACACGCAAGUUACGAUUAAUAGUUGAUCUGACAAGCGCCAAUUGCAGUCAUCAGGUUCAGCAAGAACUGUCUAGCACUUUUGCAAGACUUGGCCACUUGGUUGAUGAAGUUAUUAGCGAUAUGCGAAUAGAAGUAAAAGAUUUAGAUAAUGAUAUAGAAAAGUUGGACAAAUCUGGAACGGCUGCCAGAAUUUUCCGAAACAAAGCCGGUUAUCUCGGUAGCGAACUGGAAACUUUCUCACAGCAAUAUUUACAAUAUGAACAGUAGUAAUGUAAACAUAUCCAUAUUUUAGUUAUGUUUAAUAUAUUGCUGCAGUUUAAUUAAUAUAUUGUUAAUAAUUUGACAUACCAGUCAAAUUAAAUGCGUUAAUACUACGUAUAAUGAAUUAAUUUUCCCAAAAGGAUUGUUUUGUUAUUGGAAAGAUAGACAUUAAAUUUAAUUUGUAUUUUAAUAAUAUUAUAAAUAAUGAAAUUGUAAAUGGAUGAAAUAUAUGUAAUUUCAUGUAUAAAUAAUAAAUUUAAUGUCAUAAAAUUGUUUGUAUUUGUUUUAAAAAAUUUCAAUUAAGAGUUGCAAAUGUUUAGAUUCUGCAGCUUUAUAUUGGACAUAUUCUAAAAAAUGGAUAAUUGGUCAUAUUUAUUAGUAUAGAAAAACACUUAAAUGCCCAAAAAGGGAAAAAUAUAGUACUGUUUUUUAUCAUUCUACAUAUUUGUGUGCGUUAUAGCAAAUUAAUGUGUUGAAUGAUAAAAAGUACGCAUAAAGCCAAUAAUAUCUUUAUUGAAACAAUGAAUUUAUUUCAAAAUAUGAGAGAACAUUUUCAAUUUUUCCCUCUGUGAUGGUAAUUAUUUUGAUUUUUAGUACAAUUUCGGUCGUACAUAUUCUAAUUAUUUUGAUUUUACUGCUAGAAAACAGUUUGAAUCAAGCUAUAACAUGAUAUAUUGGAACAUUUUUGUAGAUACAGUGAAUGGAAAACACUAGAAUAUAGUUAUUCAUUUUGCAUCUUUAUGAUAUGUUAAAUAGAAUAAGUUGCUUGAAAACUUAUUUGUAGAGUUUGUUAUCCUAGCACUUUUUGGAUUCUUCCAACCUAUCCUCAGGGACAGUCAAUAUAAAAAAAAAACAUUAACAGUUAAAAAUCAUAGUAAGAAUGUUGGUCAAUAUUUCACCACCUAACAGAAAACAGCUUUUUCUAAGAAACCAACCCCAGUUUUAAACCCCAUUGAUCAUUUCAGUACUUUCCUUAUACAGUAAUUGACUAUUUCUGAAGAUAGGUUGGAAGAAGUUGAUAGCACUAGGAUAAUAUAGAUGUAAACUCUGGAAAAGUAGUUUUUUUGAAUGAAUAAUUUGGUACAGGAGUUUUGUAUGUUAGAAUAAUAACCACUUGAUGUGUAAA
Molecule: messenger RNA, 3593 nt
Organism: Centruroides sculpturatus (bark scorpion)
Lineage: Eukaryota; Metazoa; Arthropoda; Arachnida; Scorpiones; Buthidae
Gene: Marf
Product: mitofusin-2-like
Exons: 1
Coding region: 161-2473 (770 amino acids)
Biological process (GO): mitochondrial fusion; mitochondrion localization
Cellular component (GO): mitochondrial outer membrane
Molecular function (GO): GTPase activity; GTP binding
Source: RefSeq, a predicted model, not a curated record